Messenger RNA from Rhodamnia argentea, 1225 nucleotides. RefSeq lists its product as uncharacterized. Gene Ontology annotation, cellular component: histone deacetylase complex. The record is from RefSeq and is a predicted model, not a curated record. Gene Ontology annotation, biological process: regulation of DNA-templated transcription. The coding region runs from base 225 to 893 and encodes 222 amino acids. Gene Ontology annotation, molecular function: protein binding; transcription coregulator activity. Lineage: Eukaryota; Viridiplantae; Streptophyta; Magnoliopsida; Myrtales; Myrtaceae. The transcript has 6 exons.
CUCUCUCUGUCUCUCUCUAUCGCUCCGUGCUUUUCUCUCAAAAAAGAAACACACUCUUCCCACUGAAUUCCUCUCUCUCUUCGCAUUCCCGAGUUCGAGCUCGGCAAUGCUCGAUCUCAUCAUUGGCUGAGGCUUCUUCUUUCUCGUUUCGAUUUCCUUCGUUUUUUGGUUUGGCACUGCUCGGAGGAUCGCUGAGGGAGUCGCUUCUUUGAGUAGCAGCGAAGAUGAUGGAAGCAAUGGAGAGUUCGAUCAACGGUGGGUUCUCGCAGCUGCAGAGCUACGGCGACAGCAGCGAGGAGGAGCUCUCCGUCCUGCCGCGUCACACCAAGGUUGUCGUCACCGGGAACAACCGCACCAAGUCCGUCCUCGUCGGCCUCCAGGGCGUGGUCAAGAAGGCCGUCGGCCUCGGGGGUUGGCAUUGGCUGGUUCUAACAAAUGGCAUAGAAGUCAAGCUACAGAGGAAUGCCCUCAGCGUGAUUGAAGCUCCUACUGGUAAUGAGGAAGAUGAUGAUCUGGACUAUGAGAAUGGGCAUUGGAAUGCGUCGGACAUGACAUCCGAUGACACUCAAAAGUCCCACAGAUCAAGGCAUCGAGUGCACAAAUCAUCUGGAUCAUACCACAAGACCAUGAGCAGGACUCAUUCUUGUGAUUCACAAUCUAAGGGAUCAAUUUCUACUCGUGGGUCCAUGAAAGUUGACCUCAGGAAAUUGGAGAUGGCUGCUUUAUGGAGAUAUUGGCGCCAUUUCAAUCUCGUGGAUGCUGUACCCAACCCAUCGAAAGAGCAACUCAUUGAUGUUGUUCAAAGACAUUUCAUGUCUCAGGAAAUGGACGAGUUGCAGGUCAUUGUGGGUUUCGUUCAGGCCGCAAAGAAACUGAAGACUGUCUGCAAGUGACUGGGGAGAUGAUUGCAAGAUCCUAGCCUAACGUAUUCACGCUAACCGAGAGCUAUUUACAGGACUCCUCUUCCCUUUGUGUAGCGAAUUCUGUAAUAGAUAUGUAUCAGUCUAUGGACCGGCUUUCCCUGCCUUGCUUAGUCAUGGGCUAUAUCUAAAGAUAUAGAGGGUACUUUUUGGGAGCGUUAGAGACCGUGAUGUAGAUAUAUGGUGAACGAUAAGUAGGCAACCUAGAAUUGUACUUCUGCGUCCGACUAGAAGGAACUAUUGCUGACGAGGGAAGUUGGUGGUAUCUUUGUCAAUGUAUAUAUGCGACCUGUAUUUUGUCUAAA